This is a messenger RNA of Penicillium pulvis, 576 nucleotides long. Its product is annotated as cupin domain-containing protein. The coding region runs from base 1 to 576 and encodes 191 amino acids. The transcript has a single exon. The record is from RefSeq and is a predicted model, not a curated record. NCBI's taxonomy places the organism in Eukaryota, Fungi, Ascomycota, Eurotiomycetes, Eurotiales, Aspergillaceae.
AUGGCUUCCUCACGCCCCGAGAACAAUCUUCCCAAGCUCUCAAGAUUCAUCACCGCCCACGAUGCACAGGGCAAAGCGAUCUUUCACCAGGGCCAUUCCGAACAAAUGCCAAUUCAACUACUAGAUAACGGCGGCGAUUAUACCUUCAGUCUCGCGUACGCAACAAAUCGCUUCCCCGCGCAGAUGCAAAACGACGAGGACGUUGACGUUUACUCGAAAUUACUUUCCAAUCCUCCCGGCUUGGUUAGCCCUACUGGAACAGUAUGCCGGAUCGUUGAUUUCGCUCCACAUAUUCGCUGUGCGAUGCACCGAACUGUUUCUCUUGACUAUGGGGUUGUUCUUGAGGGUGAAGUUGAAUUGAUCUUGGAUAGUGGGGAGACUCGCGUUAUGAAGAGGGGGGAUGUGGCUGUGCAGCGUGGUACUAACCAUGCAUGGAAGAAUGUCACACCGGAUGCUGAGGGCCAGGGGUCUUGGGCGAGGAUGCUCUAUUUCCUAUCGCCGGCUGAGCCGUUGGAGUUGGAGGGAGUUGGGGCUUUGGGAGAGGUGACUGUGGGGAUUGAUGUUAAAGCAAGUUAA